Molecule: messenger RNA, 1637 nt
Organism: Thamnophis sirtalis
Lineage: Eukaryota; Metazoa; Chordata; Lepidosauria; Squamata; Natricidae
Source: RefSeq, a predicted model, not a curated record
UCUGCAGAUUCCGACCUGCCUUACCCUCCACCCCAGAGGGAGCCCAACAUCUACAUGGUGCCCCAAGGAAUUAAGCCUGUUCUCCAGCGAACGGCCAUCGAGGUCUUGGCCUGGGGCCUUCGAAACCUGAAGAGCUACCAGUUGGCCAGCGUGACGUCUCCCAGCCUUCUGGUGGAGUGUGGUGGGCAGAUGGUCCAGUCAACUGUCAUCAAGAACCUGAAGAAGAACCCCAACUUUGACAUCUCCGUCCUCUUCAUGGAAGUGCGUCUGCCAAGGGAAGACCUCUACUGUCCUCCCAUCAUCAUCAAAGUCAUCGACAACAGGCCCUUUGGCCGCAAACCUGUGGUGGGCCAGUGCACCAUCCGAACCCUGCAAGAAUUCUUCUGCGACCCCUACAAAGAAGACGCCGUAUUUCCUGAAACCCACGCAGAUGACACGACCCUCACCCCAAAAGACGAUGUUCUGAUUGACAUCGAUGACAAAGAACCUCUCAUCCCCGUCCAGAGCCAGAAGACGGUGGUCGCAAAGAACACGCUAAACCCCACCUGGGAUCAAACGUUGAUCUUCUACGAGAUCGAAAUCUUCGGGGCUCCCCAAAAUGUUGCUGAAUCCCCUCCCGACAUCGUGAUCGAAAUCUACGACCAGGACACUUACAAAAGAACUUUGCGCCUAGAUCUGAACCCUGAACCCCCCCUUGUGGCCGGCCAGAAUGGCUCCGGAAGAAGAUCCAAUAAGUUGAAGCUACAAAGCUCCGGGCCCAACCAGUGGAGGGAUCAGCAGCGCCCCUCCCAGCUCCUCCAUCGCCUCUCCUGGCAGCUCCACGGGAAACCCCCCCUCUGCAGAACGGACCAGAUCAUCUUUGGAGACCAGACGUUCCGCCUCUCGGACCUGGAGGACAGCGAGCCCCCCAACCCCCACCUGGGCCCCCCGGAAGAACGGCUCGCCCUGCACGUCCUGCAGAAGCAACGCCUGGUCCCUGAACACGUGGAGACCCGGCAGCUGCACAGCCCCCUCCAGCCGGACAUCGAACAGGGCAAAGUUCAGCUUUGGGUGGACCUGUUUCCAAAAUCCCUUGGGCCACCGGGACCACCAUUCAACGUGAGCCCGCGAAGAGCGAAGAGGUUCUACUUGCGUUGCAUCAUCUGGAACGCCCAAGACGUCAUCCUGGAUGAUCUCAGCAUCACCGGCCAGAAAAUGAGCGACAUCUACGUGAAAGGGUGGCUGGUCGGCUACGAGGAGAACAAGCAGAAGACAGAUGUGCACUACAGGUCAUUGGGGGGCGAAGGCAACUUCAACUGGAGGUUUGUCUUCCCCUUUGAUUAUCUCCCUGCUGAGCAGGUCUGCUCCGUGGCGAAGAAGGUGAGCGCCUGGAAAGAAAUUAAAGGUUUUCAAGUGAAAACCCAAGAAAUCCCUGUUGCCUUUGGAGAAAGGGCCUUUGGGACUUCAGCGCUUUCGCUGAGCCCUGAGCUCGGUGGGGCCUUCACCUUCCCUGGCAAGCCCUUCGCUCAACGGAUGCGGGAGGGUGGAGCAGAGAGCGGGGUGCGGUGUGACCCUUACGUGAAGAUUUCAGUGGGGAAGAAGUCCAUCAACGAUCAGGACAAUUACAUCCCCUGCACCCUGGAUCCGGUCUUUGGAAA